This is a messenger RNA of Cucurbitaria berberidis CBS 394.84, 1019 nucleotides long. Its product is annotated as SFT2-domain-containing protein. The transcript has 5 exons. Gene Ontology annotation, biological process: vesicle-mediated transport. The coding region runs from base 140 to 793 and encodes 217 amino acids. Lineage: Eukaryota; Fungi; Ascomycota; Dothideomycetes; Pleosporales; Cucurbitariaceae. Gene Ontology annotation, cellular component: membrane. The record is from RefSeq and is a predicted model, not a curated record.
AGGCCCCGCAUAUCUCUGUCGCCUGCUGCGGCUGCUCCCAAAGCUUCUUUUGCUACCACAGCAACCGCCAGGCUCGUUUCUACUAGUCCCUACCCACCCUCUAUUUCUACGCCGCCGCGGAACACGCUUCUUUCACAACAUGGCUUCCGCCUCUUUCCGGGACUCGAUGAACUCGCUGGGGUGGAGCAGAAGAGACCAAGAUGUCCCCGUGAACACCGAGUCGCCCUCGUUGCUCGGCAGGCUUCAGAAUAUGAAUCCCUUUGGAGAGGGUGGCUAUGUCAGGCUCCCCAUAACAGAAACGAACCCGGGCGCCCCGCUACCAGCACCCACCAGAAGAGAAGAAGAGGAAGGGUGGUUUGCGCUGAGUCGGUGGGACCGACUGCUCGUCUUUGGUGGGCUGUUGAUCGCAGCCUUGGCGAUGUUUGCUAUCUGCAUUGGACUCAUGUUCACCCCCCUCUUCAUUGUUAAACCGCGCAAGUUUGCCAUCUUAUGGUCCAUGGGCAGUCUUCUGUUUCUGGGAGCAUGGGGCGUCUUGAUGGGCCCCAUUCAGUACUUCCACCAUCUCAUUUCUGGACCGAGACUUCCGUUCACGGCUGCUUAUUUUGGCAGCAUUUCGCUCACCCUCUACUUCUCUCUCGGUCUCCACAGCACCAUCCUCACCUUUGUCGCGGCCAUUGCACAGCUAGUUUGCCUUCUUUGGUACAUCGUCUCCUACUUCCCCAUGGGCUCAACAGGCCUACGGUUUGCUGCUCGUUUUGGAGGAAACCGUGUCGCAGCCUGGAUGAAUGAUUGAGCUCAGGCUACGUGCCACUGCGGUUGCUGCGGUGGACUUCGAAGCUGCGGUGUAAAUAUACUCGAAGUAGGUGGACGCGACGCGUCUCGGACAAACAAUGGCACCAAGACCGUUACAAUAAUCCUGCUCUUUGGAGCAAACACUGAUUCGACCAGGAUUUAUUGGGGCAAUCACGUCGCAUUGUCACGCACACUGCCUCUUCCACGCCGCCCACUCCUGACACCUG